UGGCCAAUAACCGCUCUGACAAUCAGCCAAUCAGCGCUAGCUUCCGGCAGUUUAAACCUGCUGAGCGGGCGGUGAGUUACCUGGGGACACUUACAGCGAAAUCUGCAUCUUGUGAGAUACGGCGAAAAUGGAUGUCGGAUCUAAAUUUACCAAUAGAUACAAAAAGGAUCUAAGCCUAGAAGCCCUGAAGGCGAAGAUUGUUCGGCGUAAAUCCAUCACUCAGAAGGAGAAUCGAUACAAGGAGUUCAGGAAGACUAGAGGCCUCACAGUGAGAGACGAGAACAUCUCUGAUCAUAAGCUUUACCAUUCUAUACUGCUGGAGGAAGAUUUGGAGACUUCUUCCACAAAAGUCCAUGAACAUAAAAAUGAUCUCACCAUGGUCAAAGAGCAACUGGUUAACCAGCAGCGAGAGAAGCUGGAGCGAUACAAGGAGGAGAAACUUCUCCGAAAGUUAAAAGAACAAAGACAAAAAGCCCGUAAAGCCCCGUUCAAAUGUGGCAUUUAUAAACAUGAAGACCUAUUCUCUUCACUUCCUGAUUCUCUGGAUGGAACCAAAAUCAAACCGAAAGAAAAGUCUAGUACUGUAACUUCUAGAGUGACGAGAUCUGCUGCCAAAACUGAACUUGCCGUUAACAAGACGACCCGACGCCAACCAGUCAUGGACAGCAGCAGAAUCGUAGAGCCCAAAAGCAGAGGAUGUGCAAAAGGAAAUCCCACCACAAAUUCUGAAAAAGAAAACCAGGAUGUUCUUCCAGGAAGACUGACAAGAGCAACAGCAUCAAAGGUUCUACAGAGGGACACAAAUGUUACUGUUGCAAAACCUCAGAAAAAGGGUGUUAAAGUCCUCAAGCCUCCAGGAAACAAAGUUGAACAUGAGAUUGUUGCCCCAUCUAACAAAGAGCAGAAAUCAGAUGGGGUACUUAAAAAUAAAUCUACGGAAGAAAAAGGCCCAGCAGCACGUGAAAGAAUACAAUCAUUUGCACCAGAUGACUUUAUGUUUCGACCAUUGGCUGGUUUGCCGGACUACAAGUUGCAACCUAUGACGCCGUGCAGAGCAAAUAGAUUUCUGACCUCUCGCUUCGCAUGGAGCCCAAUCCCUUCUGAAAGGAAUAAUAUUCCAUUCCCAAAACAAGAAAAUGAAGGGAACAUUUUAGAACGUUUUACCCCUAUUAAACAAAAUCUCGAGCCUGUUAUCAGAACCCCAGUCAAUCCUUCACACCAAGAAACUGAGACCGCAGUACAUGAACCUGAAUUAAACGAGCGAACCCAUUCACAGGCAGACAAUGUCUGCGCCGGUUCUUUACCCUCCCCAGCAGAUGAGCAACAGCAUGAUGUGACUUACUUCAGAGACACUCUAAAGUCACAGAUCCAGAGGCUAACGUUGCUUAUCUCACAAUGGGAAGGAAAAAUAGAGAACGAUAUUCCAGAGGAAGCAAAGGAUCUGAUCCGCACCACUGUGGGGCAAUCUAGACUGCUAAUGUCUGAGCGUUUUAAGCAGUUUGAAGGACUUGUGGAUAACUGUGAAUUCAAGCGUGGUGAAAAGGAGACCACGUGUACAGAUCUGGAUGGGUUUUGGGAUAUGGUCUAUUUUCAGAUUGAAGAUGUGCUGAAAAAGUUUUCAAAUCUCGAAAAGCUGGAGGAGAACUCGUGGCAACAAAACAAAGUCCAGACCAAAAAAAUUCUAAAAAAGAAAAUUGUCCCAGCUUCGUCAGUUAAGGAAAGUCAAGGUGACAACGGGAGGUCUGCAGCUCGGAGUCGUCUGGCUGCUAUCAAAGCCGCCAUGAAAAACAAAUUGAAAUCCGUAGAGCCCAUUUCGGAGGCGUUACCUUCAGAACUACCCACACAAGUGGAUCAGGUGGUUUUUGACGCAGGAUUCUUCCGCGUUGAGAGCCCAGCAAAACUGCCUAACGAUGCAAGAGCAAGCCGCAGGUCAUUCCAGACAUCCGCUACACCGAAGACUGCUAUAAAUCCUCUUUUAAAAAGCUUCUCCGAGAAUGGUGCAACAUUGCAAUGUGGUGGUAAAUCUCCAGUCGGAAAAGUGCUUUUUGAAAAUGCUGAGGAAGUUGGUGUGGCACAACCCGAAAAAUUAGAAGUAAAUCUUGUAAAAUGUUUGGUUCCAUCAGAGGCUUGCUUUUUAGAAUGUGACCAAUCAACUAGUUCUGAGGACACAACGCCUUUAAAUUGCAGGCAACGUGAGACGUACUUGGCUCCAAUUCUCACGUACUCUCCAAUAGAAGAUGAGGUCUUCACCCCAAAACAAAAUGCAUCUUCUGUUUUACUGGCAAAGCCAUUAACUGAAGAAUGCGAGACUGAUGAAACAUUUGACUUCUUGGUGCACCAUGCUCCAUUGAAGUUCGAUGUGGUUCCAAGUGACCUGAUAAUGUUUUCUCCGCUUCAAAACUGAAGAGUUGCUGAUGGUGCAUGAGAUUUGUACAGAGCUUUUUUUUUUAUAGAAAAUCUGAAAAUAUGGACUUGUUACAUUUUUAUAGCUUUUAACCCCUUGACAUUGUUUUAACUUUUACAUUUCUUUCAAAAUGAAACUGCUCACUAAAUGUGUUAAUACAGUUUGGAGCAAGACAUAUGUAUCUUACAAACUGCGUGCUGUUGUAUUUUGCUUACUGACGCUAUCCAGGCAAUAGCCUGGUGACUAGUUAUUUUAAAGGUAUUCACAUUUAGUUAUUACCGGUUCUAUAGGAGUGCUUUAGGGGUCUUGGUAACUUUACAGACCUUA
Pelobates fuscus (common spadefoot toad) is the source of this 2731-nucleotide messenger RNA. It is a transcript of the gene DLGAP5, whose product is annotated as DLG associated protein 5. Bases 128 to 2404 code for a protein of 758 amino acids. The record is from RefSeq and is a predicted model, not a curated record. Gene Ontology annotation, biological process: signaling; centrosome localization; chromosome segregation. Gene Ontology annotation, cellular component: cytoplasm; nucleus; spindle pole centrosome. Gene Ontology annotation, molecular function: microtubule binding. Lineage: Eukaryota; Metazoa; Chordata; Amphibia; Anura; Pelobatidae. The transcript is spliced from 18 exons.